AGGAGGAGAGAGAGAGGGAGUGAGAGAUGCCAUCCAAAUUACCUACAGAAAACAGUGAGUAGGGCUUCACUUCUGGAUCAGUAGGACACAGAAGACCUUACUUUGCUGCUACAAUGUUCCUUCAUUCUACCAAGACAGAAAUGUGCAGCAACUGCAGUGAUUUUCUUGAUCAGUAACAGAACAAGACACAACGGCCUUUACUCUUAAGGGAUCAGGGACUAACUGCCAUUCUCCAGCCUGCUGACCUGCUCGUCACAUUUUAUCUUUAUGAACUGGCUCUGUCUCUUUGUCCGCUAAUCUGUGACAAGAGGAUAAUUUCUCAUUUACUGCUGGGCAGUACAAGGAGAAUGAAUGCCCAGGAAGCGCUUGACAAUCACCUUAUGGGAGACACCAUGGAACGCAAGGCUUUAAGAGAGAGGGAGCUCCUAAUCCAACAAAAGAUACACCCAAAUCUUCCACAGCCAAAGAGAACAGAUAAAACCUUAUUUUAGCCUGGCUCCAGAAGACCCAGACUCAUUUGACUGUCACCUUUUUCGAUAAAUAUUUUGAGGUUCAGUAUGAAUAAGACAAAGGCUUUUAAUGAUGGUUUUCCUUUCCUGAACAGUAAGAACUGGAGCACAAACCGAAGCUUCCCGGUGCACAUUUCUAAUCAGUGCAAGAACAUCACCGACCUUACUGUCUUUCUGGCCACUUCAUACAGCUUGGAGACUAUCCUAGGCAUUGUGGGAAACAUAUGUCUGAUUGCUGUCAUUGUCCGGCAGAAGGAAAAGGCCAAUGUCACCAACAUACUAAUUUCCAACUUAAUAAUUUCAGACUUGUUUAUGUGUAUUGUCUGUCUGCCUUUUACUGUUGUUUAUACCAUGAUGGACUACUGGAUAUUUGGGGAAGUCAUGUGCAAAAUGACCUCUUUCACUCAGUGCACAUCAGUGACGGUGUCAAUUCUUUCCCUUGUCCUUAUUGCUCUGGAAAGACAUCAGCUCAUCAUAAAUCCGACUGGCUGGAGGCCUAGUAUCUCCCAAGCCUAUCUAGGAAUUGGAGUAAUUUGGAUUUUAGCAUGUCUCAUGUCCCUGCCCUUUUUGACCACAUCCAUCUUAUCUAAUGAUUUGUAUAAGCAGCUCUCACACAUCAUGAAUUUUUCUACUGACAAGGCCAUAUGCAUUGACUCGUGGCCUUCUGAGCAACACAGACUUAUCUACACGACCACUUUACUGCUAUUGCAAUACUGCAUCCCGCUGUUCUUCAUUAUACUUUGCUACUUGCGUAUCUACUUACGUCUACAGAAGAGAAAGGACAUGUUUGAGAAGAGUGAAUAUAGCAACCGAGCAGUUCAGCUGAGAAGGAUAAAUAUUUUGUUAGCGUCCAUGGUUGCUGCUUUUGCUGUUUGCUGGCUACCACUGCAUGUCUUCAACACCAUUGUGGACUGGAAUUACAAAAUCAUUUCCCCUUGCUACCACAAUCUCAUCUUCUCAUUGUGCCACCUAGUAGCUAUGGCUUCCACCUGUGUCAACCCUGUUAUCUAUGGUUUCCUGAACAGCAACUUCAAAAAAGAAGUGAAGUCUUUGAUUCUGGGCUGCCAGCAUAAUUCAGUAAACGCAUCAACGGAAGAAUACGAUCAUUUGCCUUUAUCCACCAUGCAGACUGAAAUUUCCAAGGGCUCACUAAUGUUGAACUGCAGACAUAAUUCUAUCUAGAGGUAGAAAACAUUUCAGAGGAGCACACCGACACCACACACCAUUACCUGUAGGUAUAAAAAGCAAGUGGUGAUCCCAUAUCUGGGAUACGAACAGGAACCCAUUACUGCCUGAUGUUUGGAAGAACAAGCAAAGGAUUAUUGUAAAUGUAUACAGCAGAUUCUGUGGAACACAAGCUGUUCAUGUCAUUGAGAUGGUACAGACAUUGAGGAGACUGGGCUGAUGUGUACAAGGCUGCUAUAAGAGACCAGUAACUAAGUGGUGGCUGCACUUAGACUGGUACAGGGUUCAUCAGCUAAGCUCCUGUCUCUACUGUGGCUGCAGGAAAGACCAGACUUCCAGUUUCAGCACUGCAGACUGUCAAAAUCUGCAUUAGAGAAGACAGUCUCAGUUUUUCAGUAUUAACAAGAUUUUUAUGGGUGGCUGACGCACCAGCAGAACAGAGAUAUGUAAAUAUAUAAAUUUUUGUGGUCUACCAGCUCUCACAAACUAUUAGAUUAGAAUAAUCUUCCAGGAGAUCCAGUUCACAACGAACAACUAGAUGUUUGUAUGAAACCUCUUUUGGUCAUAUAGGCUUGGGAUUAACCAUUGGCUCUGCAAGUAGGAACACAGGACAAUGAACUUGGUAUUUGAAGAUGACAAUUACCUAUCGAAGGAUGGUGAACAAUGAAAACGCUAGUGGACUAAGCUCUUAAACACAAUGAGAUGACACUGAGCCUUAUUUUUAAGUAAGUGAAAAAUAGUUGUAGAUCUACAUGGAAAUGAGUCUGGUUGACUUUGCAAUUCCUGUUGCUGUCUGUCACAAACUCUACAAUGGUAAAACUGUGUGCCACAAUGGUACAAGGUGGCCAAAUUAUUGGAGUUGUUCUAGGUCUUGGUGGCAAGAUGUUACUUCUGCUUCAGCAGCUCCCUGAUAUCUUAAUGCCAAAGUAUCUCUUUCAGAAGGUCAGAAUGAGAAUGAAAACAUUUGUAGAAAUUGUGUUUUUUCAGGAUGGGUAUGCUCCCAAAGAAGCAAGCAUGGGUUUCCUGGUAAAAUAAAACUGGUUAUCAGAUAUCAGUCCCACUCACUGGCAUCAGCAACAGAGAUAGUGCUGAAAUUCCAGCUAAUCUGUAGAAGGUCAAUGAAAAUACACAAGUGGAAUCCAGGUCAGAUUAAAGCAUAGCUACAUGUAAAUAGGUAGUAUUGUUGAUUGCUCUACUAAAGCGAUGGUCAUGUCUUCACACAUCUGUGGUAUUUUAGUCUUUUUUUCACAGAACCUGCAAAUCAUAAAAUCAUUUUAACUCUGGUGCCAGAGACAUUGCUCAGUGACUACUGAGAAACCAAGAAGCAGGUGCGUCCAAGAAGCCCAUAUGGAAGAAUGGAUUCAAAAAAGUCAGCAAGUGUAAGAGGACCAACAAGGUCAAUGCUAAAGAAAUAUGGAAGCAUAUUCUGUCCUAAGUUAUUAAACUAACCUUAGCAGAAGGCUGGAUUAGUUGAUCACCAGAAGUAAUUUCCAACCCGAAUUAUGCUAUGUUAAGCAGUUGUUACCCAUUGUAGUCAGUGGGUUUGUAUUGAAUUGAAGCUAACCAAUGCAGAAUUAUGCAGACAGCUAGAAACUCCUUAGCUGAAAGCUCUCCAAUUAGAUAAAUUGAUAAACAGGUGAGGACAAAAUUCUUGCCAUGCCACAGUCUGACAAGCAGUAUAGAUGUUGUACAGAGUGUCUGAAGGCAACAGCAAAACUUUGUGCUAGAAGGUAGCAAGAGCUAUCAACAAAUACGAGAUCAUGUGUUUAUCUGGCAGAAAUGGGAGUUCACACCAUGUCACGAGCUGGAUGCACAGAAAUCUGGCAAAACUUUGGACUUGAAUUUUUGUGUGCAGAGGUAUAAGGCAGAAGCUGUUCCAAUGUAGUCAUCCUUCUAAUUCUAGGCAGAACCAGUAUAUCUCAGUAAGAAAGUUCAUGUGUGACUACCUUUUGUACCUUCCUCAAUUAUCUGGCAAGAUCUUUUUUUGCUUCUUUCAACUUGACUUCUGCUGUCUUUUUUUUUUUCUUCAUUACUUGCCACAGUAGGAUGAGAAGUGGUUUCUCUUGAUAUAUUUGUAUGCAAUGUCAUUUCUAGACUGGACAUUGAGUCUACUAGAAAUACAGAACAAAAGGAUUCUUCCUUUAUCUUACAUGCAGCCUGAAAUUUGCUACAGUGACUGAAACCAGAGCUGAUACAAGCAUGUGAUGAGUAGUACAAAAUACAGUAAACUACUUCAUAUCAGCUUGGUUUAUACCAGGGCUUAAAUACUGCCUACGCUUUGUAGUGGUUUUGUAUUUAGGACCAAUUUAAUCCAUUUAGCAUUGAGUAUAGACUCAAAUACUUGUUAUAAUUCCAGCAUUUACUCAGCUAAGUUGUGUGUCAAGCUAUUGUAAGACUACUCUGCUAAAAAUGAACAUAGAAGAUUAUCUGACUUAUGAUCUUACAUAUUUAACUUUUCAGGCACCAGUGUCUUAAGUGGAAACACAAUUACUUUCAGAGUUUGUACUUCCAUGAAUGUGUCUUCGCUGCUAGUUCUAGGCGAAAACUUUUUGAUAGCGCGCUUACAAUAUUUUAGAGACCUGUCACUAGAGCUAUGCAUUUGCAUUGUGUGUUAGGCCCCAGUUCUUCCUGCAAAGGACAGAAAUAUUAGUGAGGUGUGACUCUUUGUUUAACUGCAAUUCAUGUGGCCAUUUGUAUUCAUGAUCACAAAUAAAUUUGUAAAGCAAGCAGAUCCAAUUUUACAGUAACCCAGAUGGACACAGACAGAUGUAUCUUCCUCCAGUGAUUAAGGGAAGUAUCAAGCUUGGAGUCAAAUACUGCAUACUGCUAGCAGAGUUCAGACUGGAUAAACCGAAGUAUUUAAAUAUUAAAAGCCAUCAAACUGCACCCAUACACCUAAGUGCAAAAAUGCAGAUCCUCAAAACUCACAACCAGAUGCUGCCUAUCCAUCUACUUACAUACAAUCUUGAGGUCCAUAUUUUUCAACCUUUUCAAUUCCCUAGGUAACUAAGUAAACUUUGGAGUAAACAUAGGAAAAAAAAUCCAACUUCCAAAGGACGGAAUAUCUACGCCAUGUGCAGGCUCUGUUUUUAUUUACACAGUAGGUAUUCUGCUGGCACAAACAGCCUUAACAGGAAAGGUGCCUUUAUCACCACUUCUUCAUCCUGUAUGGACACUAAAGCUUAUGCAGCAGUGCACAAACGCAGUAGAGGAUAUAAAGCUGCUAGUUUAAGAACUGCUUUAGCAACCAUUCCCUUUGAAGGCAAAGGCACAAGGCUUGAUGCAUUUAUGCCUGUAUAGUUGAAAGAGCCAUUUUGUUUGUCACUUUGAGCUUUAAUACAAGCAAGGGAGGGCUAAGUGUCUUUGGUCCCAGCAAAGGAUAACAGAACAAAAAUAGCUUAUGUAAAUAUUAUCCAUUUGUAAAUAACAAAUAAGGUUCAUAUCUAAGAGCAUUUUUAUGUUCAUCAAAUACAAUGAUGCUUUUAAGUAUCCUCUUUGCAAGGUUUUGCUAUUGAGUUACAAAAGGGAUGUUGGGGAAACACGCAGGAGUUGUGCAAGAGUUCACACAAUUCUAAGACCUUACCCUGCUUUUCUUUUUUUAAAAAGCUUUUUAUAAUCCUGCCUCUUGUGACGUUGUAAGAAGACAGUAAGUUUUUCAGAGCAAGAAAACAAUGUAUUUGCUGUGAUAUGUGGCACGCUAUGGUGAGUCUAAUAAUAAAUAAAACAG
This is a messenger RNA of Cuculus canorus (common cuckoo), 5421 nucleotides long. RefSeq names its product neuropeptide Y receptor type 4-2. Lineage: Eukaryota; Metazoa; Chordata; Aves; Cuculiformes; Cuculidae. The transcript has 4 exons. Gene Ontology annotation, biological process: G protein-coupled receptor signaling pathway. Gene Ontology annotation, molecular function: pancreatic polypeptide receptor activity; neuropeptide binding. The record is from RefSeq and is a predicted model, not a curated record. Gene Ontology annotation, cellular component: plasma membrane; neuron projection. Bases 558 to 1691 code for a protein of 377 amino acids.